This is a messenger RNA of Aquila chrysaetos chrysaetos, 1440 nucleotides long. RefSeq names its product galectin-related protein A-like. Gene Ontology annotation, molecular function: carbohydrate binding. The transcript is spliced from 5 exons. The record is from RefSeq and is a predicted model, not a curated record. NCBI's taxonomy places the organism in Eukaryota, Metazoa, Chordata, Aves, Accipitriformes, Accipitridae. The coding region runs from base 701 to 1132 and encodes 143 amino acids.
GCGCCGGCACGGGCGGGCGCCGUGAGCGGGCGUAGGGCGGGGGGGCUCUGUGCGCCGGCUCUCGGAGGGGCGGCUGUAUGUACGUGUAUUGUAUACAGCUAUAUACACACAUAGAGAGAGAGGGGUAUCAAAUAGGGAUAUAUACAUACGUCUGUGUGUGUAUUUACCCUUGUAUAUGUGUAUAACCCUAUAUGCAUACCUCUAUAUAUGUAGGUCUGUAUAGGGAUAUAAGUUCUAUAUAUAUUUACCCCUUUGAGAGAGGACAGAAACGGCAUAAAAAAAAUAAAUGACAUGUUAUUUAUAUCUAUUGCACGCGCAGAUACAGUGUGUUAUGCACAGACAUGAUUUUAAAUACUUCCAUAACAAUGUGUCGGUAUAGAUACAAAUACAGCUACAGGCACCGGCUUGCCAGGCAGUCCUGUGCGGGGCAGCGGCGGCCUGCCCACCCUCGCAGUCCCCCUGCCCUCGCACCCACGCCGGCCGUGUUAUUUGUGAGCUUCCCCCAGUGGGACGAGGCGCGGAGGGCCGUGACUCAGCUGCUCGGCUGGGUGGUGUCCAGCCGGUGUUUGGCAGAGAUAAGCCUCCCCCCGACAUCCUCCCUUUAUUCCGGGCUUUUUGUUUGCUUUUGUCCUAACACACAAAACAAAAACUCUUCCGAGGACUGCUGCGGUGGAGGCAAGUGUAAGAGGGCAGAGCGGUGAUGACGGAGGAGAGGUGUCCCAAAGUGGAGCAGUAUGUUGGUGAAAUUAAAGGCGGCCUGAGACCAGCCAUGAAACUCACGGUCAUAGGAAUGGUACACUCCAACCCCAAGAGCUUUUCAGUGACUCUGCUCUGUGACCCAGUGGAUGCAAACAAAGAUGUUGGGCUGUUAUUUACAGUUAACUUUAGUGACAAAUCCAUCACCCGAAAUGCACGAAUUGCUGGGAAAUGGGGAAGAGAAGAGAAGACUAUUCCCUACUUCCCAUUUACAGCAGGCGACACAUUUAAGAUGGAGCUUUUAUGUGAACACCAGCAAAUACGAGUCUUGCUUGAUGGACGGCAGCUCUGUGACUUCACUCACCGCAUUCAGCCCCUGAACUUGGUGAAAGCUUUGCAGAUCUCAGGGGACAUCAAGCUUACCAAAGUGGCUUGAAAAAAAGGAGGCCACAAUGUCACCAGGGGACAGAGGCAAAUGUAGCGUUCUUGUGAACUGAAAGGUUUCAACAGCUGUGGACUUCACAGUCUUCUCUGGACCAGUCCUAGGAAAUGGUAUCUGUAGCUGAAACCGCAUUGCCCAUUUUUUUAUCUAAUUAAAACUGCAUCUUGCUGGCAAACUUCUUUACCAGCUCUGUUAAAUGUUUGAAUGCAUGUGAGUGUUGUGCUGUUAUUUCAUUGCUGUAGAUUUACAAAAAAGUCCUAAAUACAUGGCUAUUCUAAUACAUAUAUAAACAUAUAUCAUAG